CGCGGAUUUCGUCUAGUUGAAUAACGGAAUGGGGCGAUUUGUCGAUCGGUUAAUUGCAUUCGCGUUUCGCGACGUUUAUGUGCUCGAAUUGAGCGUAUAUUUACGUGUGAUCGCGUCUCGAGCGUAUAUUUUUUGAACGGGUCGAAUGGCUCGGUUGGCUCUUGAUUCGACUCGUGUCGUAUUUGCGCAUCUUCGACGUAAGGUCGCCGAUAUUCAAAUCUCUCGAGUCGGCAUCGUCGGCAUCAGGUCGUGAAAAUUGAUUCACUAGCAGUCUCGCAUUUCUACGAAUGUCGUUUCGUUGAGUAUGCAACGAGAGGAGAGACUUCCUUGGGACGAGGAUAAGGCUCGGAGAAGAUGUCAGAUUCACUAGCAGGGUAAUCUGGGGUAAUCAUAUCAGAUGUUUCUAACACGUUCUGAAUACGAUCGUGGAGUGAAUACCUUUUCGCCAGAGGGCAGACUAUUUCAAGUUGAGUAUGCCAUAGAAGCCAUAAAGCUCGGCUCCACCGCCAUCGGAAUCGCAACGACGGAAGGAGUCGUUUUAGCAGUGGAGAAACGUAUCACUUCCUCCUUAAUGGAGCCAACAACUGUAGAAAAAAUUGUAGAAAUCGAUAGACACAUAGGAUGUGCGGCGUCUGGUUUGAUGGCUGAUUCGCGGACUAUGAUCGAUAGAGCUCGAGUCGAAUGCCAGAAUCAUUGGUUCGUCUACAAUGAAAGGAUGACAGUGGAAUCGACUGCCCAGGCUGUGUCGAAUUUAGCGAUACAGUUUGGAGACAGCGACGACGACGGAACUGCCAUGUCCAGACCGUUUGGCGUAGCGAUGUUAUUCGCUGGAAUCGACGAGAAAGGUCCACAGCUGUAUCACAUGGACCCAUCUGGUACUUUUGUCCAAUUUGAUGCAAAGGCAAUAGGUUCUGGUAGCGAAGGAGCGCAGCAAAAUCUUCAAGAAGUAUAUCAUAAGUCCAUGACGCUCAAGGAAGCGUUGAAAGCUGCGCUGACAAUACUUAAGCAAGUGAUGGAGGAAAAACUGAAUGAUACCAACAUUGAAGUGAUGACGAUGACGCCUGGACAAUUGUUUCACAUGUUUAGCAAGGCAGAAUUACAAGAGGUGAUCAAAGAUAUUGCUUAAAAACUAUGAGCAUAAUUGAUAACGAAUGAUUUUACUACACUAGAUCGCGGAAAGAAAAAUUAAUAAAUUUCGUAAUGGAAUAGCGUGUAAUGCAAAUGUAAAUUAUAUCUCUAUACACGGAGCAAACAGUUUAUGUCUGUAUAUUUAAUAUUUUCAUUUAUCUUCUUUAAAAAGAAAAUAUUGAAAAAAAAAGAA
Messenger RNA from Monomorium pharaonis (pharaoh ant), 1321 nucleotides. It is a transcript of the gene Prosalpha5, whose product is annotated as proteasome subunit alpha type-5. Lineage: Eukaryota; Metazoa; Arthropoda; Insecta; Hymenoptera; Formicidae. Gene Ontology annotation, cellular component: proteasome core complex, alpha-subunit complex; nucleus; proteasome core complex. Gene Ontology annotation, biological process: proteasome-mediated ubiquitin-dependent protein catabolic process. The coding region runs from base 398 to 1126 and encodes 242 amino acids. The record is from RefSeq and is a predicted model, not a curated record. The transcript is spliced from 4 exons.